GCCCCAGGAGGCUUUUUUUUUUGUUGUAUCAAUGGAUUUUUUUAGAGUUUUCAUGGGUUCCUUCGAACCCUCGUAUUGUGCGAUACCCCCUAGGCUGUACCAUUGCUUUCAUCCCUCCUUUGGAAUAGUACUCCCCUGUUCUCAUCCUUCACGGACAAAUUGAGUCCCCAGGCCCUUUUCAGCAGUGCCCUUACCUUGGUUUCUCUUGCCUACCCCUGUCUCUUGCUUUUUAACUUAGCACUACUGAGCUGCCUCUUCUCGACCUUUUGGUAGAAUGAGGAAGGCUAGGGGUAGUCAGGGCGCUGGUUAUGCCCGGAUUGACAUGGCUUGGGUUUUCUGCACGCUGAUGUAAAUAAAUACCACGAUGUACCACAAAUUGCAAAUUGAAUACAACGAUGACAUCACGGUUUUAGAGGUAGAAAGAAGCGAAUUUGUAUGUUUGUUCGAUCGCGGUAGCUCUUUCCUCCCAUCUCAAGCACCUACUUCCGGCACUCAUCCCCCUGCGGCCGCUGUUGAGCUACAAGAAGGAUCACGUGUAAUCGUUCGGUCGAGACCCAACACAAACACUUCACAACACGAGGCUUCCAUACGUUUGUGUUUGGUUGAACCAAUUUCGGCGAACCCUCGUAAAAAGCGUGCUUGCCUCAUUGCACUGCAGCAAGGACGUUACCUAGGCAAUUCAAGGCGGUGUGCUCUCUCUCUGUAUUUCUACCUUUCGCCCGUCUUCUUUUGUUCGAGGAUCUGUCUGUUCAGGAGCUUUUUCUUGUUCAACCUAUUUGAACGCCCACGCCCUGCGCUUGCAUUCCCCUCAUUAGAGGACGAAACGAAACGGAACGAAACGAAACGAACACACGAUUAGCUGUCAAACAUGUCGAGCCUGUUCAACUCGAUACGAUUCACCCUAUAUAGUGCGUCAGAGAGCGCAAUCUUGGGAUGGAAUAGAA
Cantharellus anzutake is the source of this 944-nucleotide messenger RNA. RefSeq lists its product as uncharacterized. The transcript has a single exon. Lineage: Eukaryota; Fungi; Basidiomycota; Agaricomycetes; Cantharellales; Hydnaceae. The record is from RefSeq and is a predicted model, not a curated record. Bases 365 to 859 code for a protein of 164 amino acids.